Acanthopagrus latus (yellowfin seabream) is the source of this 2707-nucleotide messenger RNA. Its product is annotated as WD repeat-containing protein 70. Gene Ontology annotation, biological process: regulation of DNA double-strand break processing. Gene Ontology annotation, cellular component: site of double-strand break; nucleus. The record is from RefSeq and is a predicted model, not a curated record. Gene Ontology annotation, molecular function: protein binding. Lineage: Eukaryota; Metazoa; Chordata; Actinopteri; Spariformes; Sparidae. The coding region runs from base 78 to 2030 and encodes 650 amino acids. The transcript is spliced from 18 exons.
AGCUGUGUCACAACAUCCGCAAGAGAAGAAGAAGAAAGAACUUCCGGAAGUCAAAGGUGAUCUUCGUAUUUGAAAACAUGGAUCCCAACAAAGUGAAUGAAGCAUCAGGCAAGAUGAGUGGUGAUGGAGACAUGGCAUCUGUCAUGGGAUUCUCUGGGUUUGGUAAGAAGGCCCGGACCUUUGACCUGGAUGCCAUUUUUGAACAGACGCGUCGAACAGCCAUUGAGAGGAGUCAACAUGUGUUAGAGGAACGGCAUAAGGACAGUCAGAUGGAGGAAGAAGGGGAGAGCUCCAAAUCAGUCAAGCCAUCAGUCCACAGAGACAAAGCUGCUGCUGCAUCUAGAAAACAGGAGAGUGAGAGCAGUAGUGACUCUGACUCGGAUUCGGAUUCGGACUCGGACUCAGAGCUCAUUGGGCCUCCACUGCCUCCUCAAUUUACAGCCAAGGACGAUGAUGAUGACGAGCGUGUGAGACUUCCUCGCAGGCCAGGGCACACAGACAGCACGGCUUCCAGUGAUGAAGAUGAUGAGGAGGAGGCACAAGAUGAGGAUGAUGAUAAUCCAGUGAAGAAGAUUCCAGACACUCAUGAGAUUACUCUGCAGCACGGCACCAAGACGGUAUCGGCUCUUGGCUUGGAUCCCUCCGGAGCCCGUCUGGUGACCGGCGGGUAUGAUUAUGAUGUUCGGUUCUGGGAUUUUGCCGGGAUGGACCAGGCCCUGCAGGCCUUCCGAUCCCUCCAGCCUUGUGAGUGCCAUCAGAUCAAGUCCCUCCAGUACAGCAUGACUGGUGAUGUCAUCCUGGUAGUUUCUGGCAACGCACAGGCCAAAGUGUUGGACCGUGAUGGCUUCAAUGUCAUGGAGUGUAUAAAGGGAGACCAGUACAUUGUGGAUAUGGCCAACACCAAGGGCCACACGGCGAUGCUGAAUUCCGGCUGCUGGCAUCCAAAGAUUAAGGAAGAAUUCAUGACCUGCUCCAAUGAUGGCACUGUACGCACAUGGGACCUGAACUCUGAGAAGAAGCACAAGUCUGUGUUCAAACCGCGCUCCUUCCAGGGAAAGAAGGUCAUCCCCACAUGCUGCACCUACAGCCGCGAUGGGAAGCUCAUUGCAGCAGGCUGCCAGGAUGGCACCAUCCAGAUCUGGGACAGAAACCUCAGCGUCCAUACAAAGUUCCACUGCCGACAAGCACACAUUCCGGGAUCAGACACCUCAUGUCUCUCCUUUUCCUAUGAUGGCAUGACUCUCGCUUCACGGGGAGGCGAUGACACUCUGAAGAUGUGGGACAUACGCAACUUUAAGAAGCCUGUGAAUGUAGCGACUGGACUGACCAACUACUUUGCAAUGACUGACUGCUGUUUUAGCCCGGAUGACAAACUUCUUGUAACGGGGACCUCGGUGAAGAAAGACGAAGGAAAUGGGAAGCUGGUUUUCUUUGAUCGGGCCUCCUUUCAUCGGGGCUAUGAAAUCGAGGUCACAAAUGCAAGCGUCAUCCGCUGUUUGUGGCAUCCAAAACUUAACCAGAUAAUGGUUGGAACUGGUAAUGGACUGGCCAAGGUCUACUAUGACCCAGUGAAAAGCCACAGGGGGGCUAAGCUGUGUGUAGUGAAGAGCCAACGGAAAGAGAAACAAGCGGAGACGCUAACACAAGAUUACAUCAUCACACCUCAUGCCUUACCCAUGUUCAGAGAGGCCCGGCAGCGGAGUACACGAAAACAGCUGGAGAAGGACAGACUCGACCCAAAGAAAUCCCACAAACCCGAGCCUCCUGUGUCUGGACCAGGUCGUGGAGGAAGAGUAGCAGCUCAUGGCGGCACCCUGUCUUCAUUCAUCGUGAAGAACAUCGCUUUAGAUAAAACGGAUGACAGUAACCCGCGAGAGGCCAUCCUGCGCCACGCCAAGGAGGCUUCAGAUAACCCUUACUGGGUCGCCCCGGCGUACACGGUGACCCAGCCAGAGCCCGUGUUUGCAGAGGAAUCCGAGGAGGAUGAGGAGGCCGACAAGGAACCGGAGUGGAAGAAACGCAAAAUCUGAGGCGCUUCAGCAGCAGCUCAUUUUAAACAGGAUCGCUGACAGAGUGGGCUUGUGGUUGGAUAUACAGCACCACAAGGUCUCAGGAUCAGUCCGAGAACACUGAGCUACUGUCAGAAACCGUGCAUGGGAGCAUCAGUUAAAUUACUAAACUGCACAGCCUCUGUCCUCCCUUAGUUUCGUUUCUUUUUAAGCGUGUAUGUAUUUAUGUGGAUGUUUCUCUUAGUUUAUGUGGGUAGCACAUAAAUGUGAAGGCAUUUUCGCUGCGCAAGCACAGUAUAAUUUUAUACAGGUUUACGUUCCUCUCUUUGCAAUUCAUCAACCACUAGAAGAACUCAGCUUUUUAUGUCCGUUUUGAUUAUAUAGACUUUAUUUUCAUCAUUUCUAUUGUCCUCUCCUCCCACAUCUCCAGAGUUUGCUAAUGCCUCAUAAAUCGACUCCAGACUUUGUGGUCUGGGUCUGUUCAUCAGCUAUGAAGAACACUCUUCUGGUUUGUAAGUAGUAAAUUCUGAAGAUGUACAAACAAUUCCAGCCAACUGUUUUUUCUAUCUUAAAGUUUACAGUUUUUAAAGCUGUACACUUUCCCUGGAUGUGAUUCAGCCAUCUGCUAAUUUAGGUGUUUUUCUACGUGCUGUAUUUCACCUUGAAACCUAAAUAAACAAAUUUGUAUUCUCUUGUCA